GUCUCAGUCCGUCUCUAUGAUUAUUUGUAAUACAGUAUUUAUUACAAAUAUCCAUAAUUCCUAAAUAAAAUUCAGACAUGGCGUCAUUAGAUUUAUUAACUCCUCAUUUAUCAAAGAUUAAAAUCCCUAACGCGCAACAAUUAAUCUACAAAGAUGAAUGCGUGUAUUCUUUCGACAACCCGGAAUCAGAGACUGGACUUUAUGUAUCUCUGGUCUCCUUUCUUGGCUUUGGACGCAACUAUGUCGAACAAUAUUUUCAGAAGACAGGCAAUGCUGUCUUCCUUCACAUAUGCAGAGAGAAGAAACCUGUGCCAGAACCAGAGAAGACCGGCGACGGCCCGGAGAAGAAGAUAACUCGUCUUGCGAUAGGUGUAGAAGGUGGAUUCGACCCAGACAGUGGCCGGCAGAAAUUCACCUACACUGAUCAUUACUCUGUAGUGGUUUUACCUGGCUUUCAUACUUAUCCUUGGCCAAACUCGGCUCUACCUGAUGUGAUCCAGAAAUCAGUUCAGGCCGUGAUAGAUGCGGAAUCGCCAUUUAAAAUUGCCGAGAUGGAGGUGUUAGCUGGCACUUGGGAUGGGGAGGCUAGAGAAGUGUCCGUCCACGCAGUGAACCUGAAGCAGUUAGAUAACGGCAUAAAAAUACCACCCACCGGCUGGAAAUGUGCGAAGUGUGAUCUGACCGCAAACCUGUGGUUAAAUCUCACCGACGGCUCCAUACUGUGUGGCAGACGGUACUUUGACGGUUCGGGUGGAAACGAUCAUGCGGUGGAGCACUACCGUAAUACAGGGUACCCUCUCGCGGUAAAACUAGGCACCAUCACGGCAGACGGCAAAGGCGAUGUCUACUCGUAUGCUGAAGACGACAUGGUGGAGGACCCUUACCUGGCUGAUCACCUCAAGCAUUUCGGAAUUAAUGUGCAACAACUGCAGAAGACUGAUAAAUCCAUGGUGGAAUUGGAACUGGAGCUGAACCAGCGCACCGGCGAGUGGAACACGUUACAAGAGUCCGGUAGCGAUCUGAGGCCGUUACACGGUCCAGCUCUCACCGGACUCAAUAACCUCGGCAACUCGUGUUACAUCAACAGCGUCGUACAGGUGAUAUUCCGCAUGCCCGAUUUCGUGAGGCGGUUCGUUGAGGGAGCACCGGAUAUCUUCUCAAACUUCCCUGAAGAUCCGGCUAACGAUUUCAACAUACAGACCGCUAAGCUGGGCGUGGGUCUCCUGUCCGGUCGGUACUCGUUCCCGGGCGAGGAGGGGGGCCGGCAGCCGGGCGUGUCCCCCCACAUGUACCGCCACCUGGUGGGCCGCGCCCAUCCGGAGUUCAGCACCAAGCGGCAGCAGGACGCAAACGAGUUCUACCUCCAUCUGCUCACGCUCAUUGAGCGCAACAGUAGACACAAACCGAACCCGGCUGACUGCCUCAAGUUCUCUGUAGAGGAGCGAGUACAAUGCACCGAAUCUAACGGUGUACGGUACACGCAACGUGCGGAACACCAUCUGCCUCUACCCGUAGCCGUACACGCCGCCACUAACGCGCACGAAGUACGACAGUACGAAGCUAGACGGGCACAGGCUGAAGCUAUAGGACAACGACUUGAUCCGUCAUUGGUGGUCCGGCCUCUGAUCCCGUUCCAGGCGUGUCUCGAUAGUUUCAUGAAAGAAGAAAUCAUAGAGCAAUUCUACAGCAGCGCCGUCAAUAAGAAAGUCACCGCACGCAAGAUAACACGAUUGGCGACGUUCCCCGACUAUCUUCUCAUUCAACUCAAGAAGUUCACUAUCAAAGAAGACUGGACCCCCGCUAAACUAGAUGUAGCGGUCGAUAUGCCUUGGGAGGUGGAUCUAAGUUGCUUGCGCGGUCGCGGCUUACAACCGGACGAGACUCAGCUACCUGAAGCAUCGUCCGAUACACCCGCGCCUACAUACGACGAAGCAAUACUAUCGGAACUAUUGGAGAUGGGUUUCCCCGUGGAGGCGUGUAAGAAGUCAUUGUACUACACGAAUAACUCGGGUAAAGAGGCUGCCUCCAAUUGGCUGAUGGAACACAUAAACGAUUGGGACUUCGCCAACAAAUUCGAGCCGCCAGGCUCACGUCCUGAUGCAGCUAGCGGUGGCGCGGCAGCGGACGAGACUAGCGUGGAACAGAUAAUGGGCAUGGGUUUCACUCGAGCACAAGCGGUGAGGGCUCUCACGUCGACGGGCGGCGAUAUAGCUCGGGCUUUGGACUGGAUAUUCAGUCACGCUCAUGAACUGGAUGCCCCCCCCACGCCCGCGGCACCGGACAGGACGUUGGGGUGCCGUGACGGACCGGAGAAAUAUAAAUUGAUCGCGUUCAUAUCUCACAUGGGCACAUCAACUAUGGUUGGUCACUAUGUAUGCCACGUACUCCACGAAGGCAGAUGGGUCAUCUUUAAUGACAAUAAGGUUGCUCUCUCAGAAAACCCUCCUAAAGAUCUUGGCUACUUAUAUUUAUAUGAAAGGCUGUGAUGUACAAAAUAAUAGAGUUAUUGCACCAAAAAAAAUGCUGGCAUUGUUUACUGUAUGGAAUAAGGAUUUAAUGUCUUAGACUGCAUAAUUGUGUGUAAUGUUUUUUUAAUAUAUUAAAUAAAUAUACCUUUUAGGCAAUCUUAUUUUAUAGAAAAAAAAUUUUAGAGAUUUCAAUUAGGAAUUUAUAAAUUUAUAAGUAUUUUUUUUGGCAUUUAAAAGUAUUUUCAUUUUGCAAUUAUUUUUGUAAGUUAAACUUAAUAACUUAAAUAAUUUAUUUGUCACAAGUUUUGAGUGUUUAAUAUACUAACCUAAAAGAUUAUAAAAAGUACGAAAUGAAUUUGGUUCCUUGCUUCAUUAUUAUUUUAACUUGUGAAAAUAGUAGAUAAGAUAAUAAGCAACUGUUGCUGUAUAUAGCGCGGUCGCCGAACAGAGAAUUUCGUACAAUGACUGCAUCUCUUUCGGUUGUGCUCAAACAUAUUGCUAUUACGCUCGCACAGUUGCAUGUAGUUAAUUUUGUCAUAGUAAAGUGAAUCUAAAAUGUUUACCAUACCUAUCUAGUAGGCACAAAGGUCGACAUACGGAUUUCUUUCUGUUCAGCGUCCAUGCUUUAGCAACAUUAUUUAUAAUCCUAGCACAAUGUGCAAAUUUGCUUUUGUCAUGUUACUUACAUGAAAAUAAAAUGAACAACGAAUAAUAAAUUUUAUUAUAAUA
This is a messenger RNA of Diatraea saccharalis (sugarcane borer), 3197 nucleotides long. The record is from the annotation of a GenBank genome assembly. NCBI's taxonomy places the organism in Eukaryota, Metazoa, Arthropoda, Insecta, Lepidoptera, Crambidae.